AUGGCGACAACUCCCAAGCUCACCUGGACCGAGACUGUCAACCUGGCCGCUCUCUCCGCAGCCUGUGGCACCAUCCUGGCCAACACCUUCCGUGGCGAGGGUGAACCCUUGAUCGCAUCGCUCGCUCUGAGCGGCAUGGCCUUUGCCGCUGCCUAUGCCAUGAUCCGCUGGUUGGGCCCGACCUUCAUGAAGGCCGGGCUGAAGGGAGUCGACAUGUCCAAGACCAACAGGAGGGAAAUCCCAGAGUGCGCCGGCGCCAUCUGCGCUGUGGUCUACCUGCUCGCCAUCAUCGUCUUCACCCCUUUCCCCUUCUACAAGGACAUUGUUGCUGCUACCAGCGGAGGCGGGAACAGGGAUGUCGUUCUGCACGCCGAGCACGUCCACGAGGGACGCUUCUUGCACAAGUUUCCUCAUAGCAAGCUCGCCUCCUUCCUGUCUGCGAUACUCUCGCUCCAAGCCAUCACCAUCCUCGGAAUCGGCGACGACCUUUUCGACAUUCGUUGGCGGCACAAGUUCUUUAUCCCGGCCUUCGCCUCGAUCCCCCUCCUAAUAGUCUACUUCGUCGAUUUCGGUGUUACUUCCAUCGUCCUCCCUAUUCCACUUCAGUCACUUGUGGGGAAGGAGCUGGUUGAUCUCGGGGUCAUGUACUACAUCUACAUGGCGGCAUGUGCUAUCUUCUGUCCCAACUCGAUCAACAUACUGGCUGGCAUCAACGGGAUCGAGGUCAUGCAGUCCAUCGUCGUGGCACUGCUGCUGGUACUCAACGACGCGCUCUAUCUCACGACGGCGUACCCGCAUCCUGCCGUGGACAGCCAUCUGUUCAGCUUGUACUUCCUCCUGCCGUUCCUGGGAGUAAGCUUCGCACUCUUCGCGCACAACAAGUACCCUGCGCGCGUGUUCGUCGGAGACACGUACUGCUACUUCGCAGGCAUGGUUUUUGUCGUCGUCAGCGUCCUGGGCCACUUCAGCAAGACCCUCAUGCUGCUGCUGAUCCCGCAGAUCGGCAACUUCCUGUACUCGGCGCCCCAACUGUUCCACAUCAUCCCCUGCCCGCGCCACCGGCUGCCCAGGUUCAACUCAAGGACGGGGCUGCUCGAGCCCUCGGUCACGCCCUGGACCCCGGAGAAGCAGCCAAGGAGGUAUGUCGGCGUGGCCAUCCGCCUGCUGGAGCAGCUGCGCCUGAUCAAGGUCGUCACGCAGGCCGACAAGGAGACGGGCGAGGAGCGCUUCAUGGAGACGAGCAACCUGACCAUCCUGAACCUGUGGCUGGUCUGGCGCGGCCCACUGCGCGAGGACCGCCUCGCCUGGGAGCUCACGGCCUUCCAGGUCGCCUGCGGCCUGUUCGGCCUCUUCGUCCGCCACAAGCUCGCUCUGCUAGUCUUUAAGGAGGACAACUGGGGUGUGGCCGUUUGA
Messenger RNA from Diaporthe amygdali, 1413 nucleotides. RefSeq lists its product as uncharacterized. Gene Ontology annotation, cellular component: membrane. Gene Ontology annotation, biological process: protein N-linked glycosylation; dolichol-linked oligosaccharide biosynthetic process. The record is from RefSeq and is a predicted model, not a curated record. Gene Ontology annotation, molecular function: UDP-N-acetylglucosamine-dolichyl-phosphate N-acetylglucosaminephosphotransferase activity. The coding region runs from base 1 to 1413 and encodes 470 amino acids. Lineage: Eukaryota; Fungi; Ascomycota; Sordariomycetes; Diaporthales; Diaporthaceae. The transcript has 2 exons.